This is a messenger RNA of Choloepus didactylus (southern two-toed sloth), 3626 nucleotides long. RefSeq names its product TBC1 domain family member 31 (gene TBC1D31). Gene Ontology annotation, cellular component: centrosome. The record is from RefSeq and is a predicted model, not a curated record. Bases 152 to 3499 code for a protein of 1115 amino acids. The transcript has 24 exons. NCBI's taxonomy places the organism in Eukaryota, Metazoa, Chordata, Mammalia, Pilosa, Megalonychidae. Gene Ontology annotation, molecular function: protein binding.
GUCCGGUGGGGAACCUGGCCGCCACUACUGGCGCUCAAAUUUCCCGGGCGAGGAGCGCGGCGCCUGCCGGGAGGGCUCCUGGACGGUUACCCACCUGGCCGGCCGCAGCGGUGGCGGGUCCUGAGGGCAGAGGUCCCGCGUGGGCUUCGACAUGCAGAGUACAGACCUGGGCAACAAGGACAGCGGAAAGAUAUGGCACCGCAAGCCAACCCCAGCCACUCGGGACGGGUAUAGGCCGCGACGCGAGUGCGCGGGCUGUGUAGCGGGAUGGAGGCCGGCGAGGGGCGGAAUUAUUGUGAACAUAAUUCACAGCACUUCUGAUUAUCUUCCAAAAGUUUUGCGAUUUUUAAAUGUGGCAUUUGAUAGCUCAGGUGAUCGUUUAAUGGCUGGGGACCAUCAAGGAAAUAUCUAUGUUUUUGACUUGUGUGGAAACAGGUUUAAUCUUGUUCAGCGAGCAGCACAAGCUUGCACAGCCCUGGCCUUUAAUCUUCGUAGGAAGUCGGAAUUCCUUGUGGCAUUAGCUGAUUAUUCUAUUAAGUGUUUUGAUACAGUCACCAAGGAGCUAGUUAGCUGGAUGAGAGGACAUGAAUCUUCAGUAUUUUCUAUCUCUGUGCAUGCAUCAGGAAGAUACGCUAUCACUACUUCUUCUGAUACAGCACAACUUUGGGACUUGGAUACCUUUCAGAGAAAAAGAAAGCUGAACAUUCGCCAGUCUGUGGAUAUACAAAAGGUUUUCUUUCUGCCAUUAAGUAAUACCAUCCUCAGCUGUUUUAAAGAUAAUUCCAUCUUUGCCUGGGAGUGUGAUACUCUCUUUUGCAAGUAUCAAUUGCCAGCUCCACCUGAAAGUUCUAGUAUGUUAUACAAAGUGUUUGCAGUGACCAGAGAUGGUCGAAUCCUGGCUGCAGGAGGCAAAUCAAAUCAUCUUCAUUUGUGGUGUUUGGAAGCUAAACAGCUAUUUAGAAUUAUCCAGAUGCCGACUAAAGUUCGAGCCAUUCGCCAUCUAGAAUUUCUUCCAGAUAGUUUUGAUGCUGGUUCUAAUCAGGUUCUUGGAGUGCUCAGUCAAGAUGGUAUUAUGAGAUUUGUCAAUAUACAGACUUGUAAACUUCUCUUUGAAAUUGGAGGACUCGAUGAGGGAAUUAGCUCAUCAGUAAUUAGUCCACAUGGACGGUACAUUGCAUCUAUUAUGGAGAAUGGAAGUCUGAACAUAUAUUCAGUCCAGGCUUUAACCCGAGAAAUAAACAAGCCACCUCCUCCUUUAGUGAAAGUGAUUGAAGACUUGCCUAAGAGUAAACUGAGUUCCAGUAAUCUGAAGGUGAAAGUAAUGUCAGGAAGGGUACAGCGGCCAGCAAAAUUAAGGGAGAGCAAAACACAAACUAGAAUAUUAAAACAAGACCUGACUGAUAAUUUUGAAAAUAAAGAGAAUGAGUUAUCAGAUGGAUUAAACAAAAAGCGUCUACAAAUCUUACUGAAAGGCUAUGGUGAAUAUCCAACAAAAUAUAGAAUGUUCAUUUGGCGCUCUCUACUACAACUGCCUGAAAAUCAUACUGCAUUUAGUAGCUUGAUAGAUAAGGGUAUUCAUGUGGCAUUUGUCAAUCUUCAGGAGAAAUACCCCAUCAAAAGUAGAAAACUGCUCAGAGUAUUACAGAGCCCAUCGAAGUUCUCCAAUUUGAAAGACCUUUUUGACUACAUUGGGCCCACUUGGAUAAUCCAGGAUAAUCACCCCAUCUCAAGGACCUUAUCUUCACUAGCUCACUGGUCUGCCAUCUUUAGUGACACCCCGUAUCUUCCACUCUUGGCAUUUCCUUUUGUAAAAUUAUUCCAGAACAACCAACUCAUCUGUUUUGAAGUUGUUGCUACUCUCGUAAUUAAUUGGUGUCAACACUGGUUUGAGUAUUUCCCUAAUCCUCCUAUCAAUAUUCUUACGAUGAUAGAAAAUGUUUUGGCAUUUCAUGACAAGCAACUGCUGCAGCACUUCAUGAAUCAUGAUAUAACUUCCCAGUUAUAUGCAUGGCCUCUUCUUGAAACUGUGUUCUCAGAAGUGCUGACAAGAGAGGAGUGGCUAAAAUUAUUUGAUAAUGUCUUUUCCAAUCAUCCUUCAUUCCUACUGAUGACUGUUGUGGCUUACAACACAUGUUCUAGAGCACCUUUGCUCAACUGUAACCUUAAAGCUGAUUUCGAGUAUUUUUUUCACCAUCGGAAUAACCUGGAUAUAAAUGUUGUAAUUAGAGAAGUUUAUCAUCUCAUGGAUACCACACCUACUGAUAUCCAUCCAGAGGGCAUGCUUGGUGUUUUUGUUGCACUGACAAAAGGACAGUAUCCAGUAUUUAAUCAAUACCCAAAGUUUAUUGUGGACUAUCAGACACAAGAACGAGAAAGAAUAAGGAAGGAUGAAUUGGAUUACUUAAGAGAAAGGCAGACCGUUGAAGAUAUGCAAGCUGAAGUAGACCAGCAAAAAGUUGAAGAUGACGCUUGGUACCAAAAACAAGAGCUCCUUCGUAAAGCAGAAGAAACAAGGAGAGAAAUGCUCUUACAAGAAGAAGAAAAGAUAGUCCAACAAAGACAAAGACUAGCUGCUAUGAAAAGAGAGCUGAAAAGAAAGGAAAUGCACUUACAAGACGCUGCAAGAAGGCGUUUUCUGAAGCAUCAGCAAAAUCAACGUGAAAUGGAACUAAGAAGACUGGAUGAUGAGAUUGAAAGAAAGGUUUACAUGAGAGAUCAAGAAAUUGCUACCACAGCCAAAGACCUAGAAAUGAGACAGCUAGAACUUGAAUCACAAAAAAGACAUUAUGAGAAGCAAUAUUCUAGAAAUCAAGAAGCUGCUACAAAAGAAAUAAGAGAAGAUGCAGAUGCCUAUAGACAAAAAGUGAAUCUUGAAGAACACAUGUUUCAUAAACUGAUAGAAACGGAUCAAUCUCAGAGCCUAAAAACUCAGAAGUUAAUUGAAGAAAAUUUGGCAAAUGCUGAACAAGCAUGCAUAGAUGCUGACUGGCGAAUUCAAGCUUUACAUAAACAAAGAUGUGAUGAUCAACAACGGAAUGAAUGUUACCAGGAAGUAGCCAAACUCCUUCGGGAAAACAGAAGGAAAGAAGUAGAGGUUUUAAAUGCAAUGAUGAGGGCAGAAGCUAAAAAGUGGGGAGAAGCUGAAGAAAAGAAGUUUCAUUUGACAUCAGAAAAGAGAGCUUCUACUCUUUCAGAUGCAUCUAGAAAGGGGUUUCUAGAGCAGGAAUUAAGUGAUGCUUUUGAACAUGCUAAAAAUCCCCUUAAGCAAGAAGCACCCAGGCUCCAGCAUGAACAUGUUUCCUCAAGCUGUUUGACUGGAACCUCACAAUUAAGUGACGUUUCCAAAAUGGAUUCCUCAUCACAGGGCUCUCAGUUGGUCUGGGCCGGGCUCUCUCCACCAGCCACUGGAAACGUGUGUUGCCUGGUUGCUCCGAUGGCCGGGACAGCUCUCCCCAGAACUGCUGACGGCAAGUGGCUUCAUGCUGAGGAGUUUCUUUAAAUAGAAGAAAAUUAGAAUGGGACACCACAGGACAAGAUCUUAUGGAGAAAGUGAGAAAUCUUCGCCAGAGGCUCACUGCCCAGGCUCGUAACAGAUGUCAAACCCCUCAUCUCUUGGCUACGUAGGA